This is a messenger RNA of Lodderomyces orthopsilosis Co 90-125, 1377 nucleotides long. RefSeq lists its product as uncharacterized. The record is from RefSeq and is a predicted model, not a curated record. The transcript has a single exon. Gene Ontology annotation, cellular component: trans-Golgi network. Bases 1 to 1377 code for a protein of 458 amino acids. NCBI's taxonomy places the organism in Eukaryota, Fungi, Ascomycota, Pichiomycetes, Serinales, Debaryomycetaceae. Gene Ontology annotation, biological process: Golgi to plasma membrane protein transport.
AUGGUAUACGAAACCACCAUACUCCCGGGUGCCGGCAUUGGCAACAAUAUCAAGCUCGGUCAUACAUUGUACGAGGUCAUCAUUGAGUUGAACAAAUAUGAAUACAAAUACCAAGUGCUCUACUCUGAGAAGAAUUACUACGAGUCACCAAUACUCGUUCAAAUUAUUGAUUUGGACAUAAGACUAACGUUUCAGAAUAAACAAGAUCAGAUGUUGAGCUUGAUUGAGAUUCUACAUCUAGAUGAGAAAAAUAUUGGUAAACCAUUGAGACUACUAUACAAGAAUCAAUCCUUGAAUGAGUUUGAACAGAUCACUAGGCCGUCAUAUGACAAUGAUACUGACAAUUCAAAAGAACUGUCUUCAUUAGGUGUACAAAGCUCAAACUUGUCUAAUAGCUCCAAUGGAAUGGAAGAUGCAACUAAGCUUGUAUCAACUGGUCCUUCAUUUCAACUUAUUUAUAACAAAAUUCUUGGGCCGACAUAUCCAGGAGUACUCAACAAAACCUGCAAAUCCUAUAUUCUUUCGUAUCCAGGAAUUGCAUUUAAGUACAAAAUAGCUAACGGGGAUCUUUGUCGUAAAUUAAUGGAGCAAUCGAGUGAGUUGGUGUUGGAUACAUUGAUAAAUUGGGAUAAUCCACAUGAUAUCGUCUGUGAUUCGAUUGCAAUCUUCAAGGGUAAGACAUGGAAAGAGUACAAGGAAAAUAGUCAAGUGAUCCAAACUUCCACUUUUAAAGUUGAUCUCGAUAAUGGAGUCAUUGUCAUGGAUGACAUUCGAUCAAUCAAAAUUGGCAAAUCAACGCAACAAGAUGUCAUUGAUAUACUUGGUCCACCAGACGACAAAUUUAACAAGUAUGACUCGCGUUUACUCAUACAUAACUAUCUUGGUGAUGAUAGCUCAGAAGAAGCAAAGAAGGACUUUAGAAAUUGCAAAUUUCACAAUUAUUAUAAACUCGGUGUUGACAUCUUGUAUGAUUUGAAGAGUCCAGCAACAGCAUCAGAGAACACCUUAAAUAGUGUCGUUAAUAAAGUCAUACUUCACAAUGGCGGUAUUGUGGAAGAUCUCAGUUUUAUGAAAUGGAGCCGAUGUAAUUGGACAAUUGAGUCUAGUCAAUUUGGUCCUAUAAAUUCAACAAUGUAUUUUGAUAACCUUCCAUCAGGAUUCAAAAAUUUGACACCAGUAUUUUUGAAUCGAUAUGAGUCGGAAUUCAUUGACAAUGAUUUGGAUGUCAUUGAUCUACCGAAUAUUGAUGUCAAGAAGGAUUCAGUAAAGAGCGCCAAGUUGAAGAGAUGGGGUCAGUCUAAGCUAUAUGGGUUGGAAAGGUGUAUUGUUGAAGUACUUAACUCCAACGGUUGCAUCAGUAGUGUAACCAUAUAUUAA